GGACGGUGCUUCGGGCCGAUUUAACCUCUCAACAAUGAGAGAACACCGCUCCAUAGCGCUGGUUACUCUAUAGAGACGGAACUUGUUUCGACUACACCUGAUUAUCGGAAAUCAAUCCGGCGGGCUUUAAGGUUCAAGCAGUGCUAUCGUCCUGCGUUUCUACUGCUCAUUAUCUUACACGGACAUCAGUCUCACGUUUUUCCCUUUCUUUCUGGGGACACUCUAACCCGGAAUUUCAAAGACGAAACGGAGAUAACCGCGUAUAGAUGCUGCUCUGCUAGAUCUUCUUUGCGACGUUGAUCUCGGAUAUUAGACAAAAAUGGGACGUAGAAGUAUAUAAAGCACCUUGUAGUGCUCGACCUCUUCACUGAAUCCUCAACGGCGUCUUCUGACACUUACAAUGACUUUGUCUACUUCGACGACACGCACUAAACGUUGUAUCCGACGUCGAGGCAUGCCCUCCUGGACGUCGGCUCUUUCUAGUCUUGCUGGACAUCUGCUAGCUCUUAAACCGAGGCAUGCAUCGGAACAAGUUGGCAAUACGAUAUUGUCCUUCCUGGACCACUUUGACACCAGCAAUCUGCCCUCCAUUUGGGACCCGUCGCUCCAGGCUCUCUGUUUGGUAGAGGCCGAGCGCCGCGGUUACUCGGUCGAGGUGCUUAAACCUUACCUGGUAUUGGGGCUGAACAUUACCACCGCCGCAUAUCACUACAUCGACGAUACCAACGUCAAGAUGUUCAUCUCGUUCUUCUGCAUGUUCUUGAUAUACCUUGAUGAUGUCUAUCCCGACGAUUCAGACGCAUUGGGUGGGGUCCCCGAUUUUACCAGGCGCUUCACAUCAUCAGAGAAGCAGUCGAGCAAAAUCCUGAACGACUUGGCCGACCUUCUUACCGAAAGUUCUCAGCACUUCGGCAAAGUCACUGCGGACUUCAUUGUCCACUCCGCUCUGAAGUUUAUUACCGGCCUAAUUUUAGAGGUCCAAAGCAAGUUCGAGCCGACGCAUCGAAUUGAAGAAUACGCUAUAUUUCUUCGGGAGCAAUGCGGGCUCGCAGAAGCAUUUGCCAUGUUUAUCUUCCCCAGAGACAUCCCGUACCACCUAUACAUCCAGGCGCUCCCUUCCAUGCGAGAUUUCAUCGACUUCGCAAACGACAUCCUCUCCUUCUACAAAGAGGAGUGUAGCGGCGAUACCAACAAUUUCAUAUCUCUGCUGGCUCAAGCCCGUGGUUCACCGAAGAUCAAAGUCCUCCGCUACGUGGUGAGGCAGUGCUUGACGGCAUACGAGAGAACCCUACGUAUCUUGUCGCCACACAGGGAGGCGCACAAGGCUUUUAGGAAUUUCACGAACGGGUAUCUGGCCCUUCACUUGGGUAUGAAAAGAUACAGAUUGAGCGAGCUUGGCAUAUAGUACAAUUUCCUUCUUUUAACUUAUCAAUUAUUAAGAUACUGUAUUAUAUGACGCAUAAUCAAGAUACCCAUUGUUUUCAUGCUUUC
Molecule: messenger RNA, 1491 nt
Organism: Desarmillaria tabescens
Lineage: Eukaryota; Fungi; Basidiomycota; Agaricomycetes; Agaricales; Physalacriaceae
Product: isoprenoid synthase domain-containing protein
Exons: 5
Coding region: 401-1405 (334 amino acids)
Molecular function (GO): carbon-oxygen lyase activity, acting on phosphates
Source: RefSeq, a predicted model, not a curated record